This is a messenger RNA of Bathycoccus prasinos, 1272 nucleotides long. RefSeq lists its product with no specific name. The coding region runs from base 1 to 1272 and encodes 423 amino acids. The transcript has a single exon. Lineage: Eukaryota; Viridiplantae; Chlorophyta; Mamiellophyceae; Mamiellales; Bathycoccaceae. The record is from RefSeq and is a predicted model, not a curated record. Gene Ontology annotation, biological process: proteasome-mediated ubiquitin-dependent protein catabolic process. Gene Ontology annotation, molecular function: ubiquitin protein ligase activity.
AUGAGCGAAACCGCCGAUGGCAACGUCAUCGAUGCGGUUAAAACGGCUACAGACAAUGCCAAGGAGAAUAUUAAAGAGUUCGAAUGUCCAAUCUGUUUGGAACUCAUUCUUGGAGCAGCUAUUCUACCUUGUGGCCAUUUAUCGUGCAUAUACUGUUGUCACUGCUCUAUGAACUUGGAGAACUCGCAUUGUUUCUUGUGCAAAAAGCAGUAUCACGCUUUGCCAGGUCUCUCUACGCAAUUAUCGCUGUUAAUUUUGUCGACCUUUCGAGAGCAAUUCGACGAGCGGUUAGAAAGAGAAAGGGAAAGUUCGGAGGAGUAUGAAAAGUUCCUCUUGCCUUUCGUAAAGUUUUUGAAGGAAGAGCUGAAAACGAACGCCUCUGCACUCACGGAAAGCGUCACGUGUACAAAAUGUAAACGAAUACUCGUGAACCCGAUAGCGGCCACGUGUGGCCACCUGUACUGUCUCAACUGUGUUCGUCGCGGGAAUAUGAAAAAAUGCGUCUUUGAAAACUGUUACGGCGGAGAUAUCGACAAAGAAGCGGGUGUCGUCAAAGCGAUGCAGCAUUUACUAGAGAAGAUGUAUCCACUCGAGAUUAAAGAGCGCAUGGAAAAAGAGGAGAAUGAAGAAAUAGAAGAAGUCGUGAUGAUGGAAAAUGUACCCUCCGGAGAAGAAGGAGGCCAAAGAGGAGAAGAGGAUGAUGAAAAAGAAGAAGAAGUACAUUUCGGCGUGGGUUGUGACUUGUGCGGGAGCUAUCCAAUCAAAGGCGAGAGAUAUCAGUGCCAUGAUUGCAAAGAAGACGAGAACGGAUGUCCACUUGGUUUUGAUUUGUGCGGUAAGUGUAAAGAAUUCGACGAGAAAGUCGGAUUGAAUGAGACGAGUGCGAACGCUUACGCCGCAGCUGGGCGUUUUCGUUUCCUGCAAAAUCACACGCGAGAACACAGAUUGGUAAAAGUUCCGUUUCGCGAAUCGUUUUUGCAUAGAUUAAAAGCCGCAAAUCCACAAAUGAGCAUCGAGCAGAUUCUUCGCAUAAUUACCAUCGCGGGAGAAGAACGGGAACAAGGAGAAGAAGUACAAGAAGAAGAAGAAGAAGAAGAAGAAGAAGAAGAAGAAGAAGAAGAAGAAGAAGAAGAAGAAGAAGAGCGAGAACAUGAACAAGAAGAAGGUACGUCCGAAGAAAGCGAAGAAGUGAUGGGACAUUUUCCUUCUUCUUCUUCAUCUGACGUCGUCAACGAUGAGCAGCAGCAGCAGCAGGAGGAGCAACAAAGAUAA